Messenger RNA from Musa acuminata subsp. malaccensis (wild Malaysian banana), 1265 nucleotides. RefSeq names its product dehydration-responsive element-binding protein 1G-like. Gene Ontology annotation, molecular function: DNA-binding transcription factor activity; DNA binding. Gene Ontology annotation, biological process: regulation of DNA-templated transcription. The record is from RefSeq and is a predicted model, not a curated record. Lineage: Eukaryota; Viridiplantae; Streptophyta; Magnoliopsida; Zingiberales; Musaceae.
CUCCUUCCAACCUUUCCCACUCAUCGGUCAAACACAUCACUGACCCUGUCCAGGAUCGCCACCACACGUACCACAGCACCCGCAUCAGCAGCAGCAGACAGAAGAAGAAGACAGCCGACUGGGAAUGGAGAACUUUUGCAGCGACUCGACGAAUUCGCCGUUGGCCCGGAGGUCGGCGGCGUCGGACGAGGAUAUGUCGUACGCGACGGUGUCGUCGGCGCCGCCCAAGCGGCGAGCCGGGCGCACCAAGUUCCGGGAGACGCGGCACCCCGUGUACAAGGGCGUCCGGCGGCGGAACGGGGACAAGUGGGUGUGCGAGGUCCGGGAGCCCAACAAGAAGUCGAGGAUCUGGCUGGGCACCUUCCCCACCGCCGAGAUGGCCGCCCGCGCUCACGACGUGGCCGCCAUGGCCCUGCGCGGCCGCUCCGCCUGCCUCAACUUCGCCGACUCCCCGUUGCGGCUCCCCGUGCCGGAGUCGUCCAGUCCCGCCGACAUCCGCAGGGCGGCGGCCCGCGCGGCCGAGUCCUUCCUGCCGCACCCUGACCCGGACGCUCCCGAGCCAAUGCAGGACCAGAAUACAACGUCGUGCGAGACCGCGGGGACGUCGGCGGCAGCCUGUGAUCCAUUCCUCGUGGAAGACGGUCUCAACUUCGGAAUGCAAGGGUACCUGGACAUGGCGGAGGGGUUGUUGAUCGAUCCGCCACCGCCGCUGCCGACGAACGGUGACGACGACGAGAGCGACGGCAACGUGUCUCUGUGGAGCUAUUCCAUCUGAGACCGGAGGGAAGCAUCCUGUACAGCAUAGGCAAAAAUUGCUGCUUCGCCGGAAUUGGUGGCCAAUUCACUGCCUCGUUUACGUUAGGAAAACAACUGCAUAAACAAAAUAGAAUCAACAUAUACCAAAGAAGUCUUUCAAAUAAAGGAGGGAGGGAAACAAGGCCAGAGUUGAGUAGAGUUGUCAAGAAGCAAUAUAUGGUUAGAGCUGUCUUGGGGGAUUCAUUAGAAGUGAAAUAUUAUUAUCGCUUCUUGCUGAAAAGAAGCAAAUCCUACUUCUACAUUCUUCGGCAAUAAGGGAUGCGGAAACUAUUGGUCGUGUCUAUUGAGAUAACGUUCAAGGAAAAGUAGGUGAGAUGGCAGCGCUUCAUUGGCGAGGAAAGCGGCCCCACGAUCACGCUUUAAAAGGACCCACCGUCCAUCGCGGGAUCCGUGCUGUAGAAUGAGCGCCUCAUUUAGUCAAUAUCCUUAUCUCAACAAAGAUUCUGGAA